ACAGAGACACACUCGUGCUCUCGUUCUGUCUCUCAGCUGCACACACACACACACACACAGACACACACACUCACACACACAAACACAGACACACACACACACACUCACACACACACACACAGACACACACACAGACACACACACACACACAUCUUGUGCUUCUCUGGCUGUUACACACACACAUAUUUUACUCAUUCACAUCUCUUUCUCAGUCUGUUUGUCUCACACACAAAGGCAGGGAAUGUUUUACACUCAGACUCGUCCAUCUGUGUGUGUGUGUGUGUGUGUGUGAGUGUGUGUGUGUGUGUGUGUGUGUGUGUGUGUGUGUGUGCAGUGAGGUCAGAGGUCAGCUUGUCUGUGGUUUCAGACCAAACAGAAUAGUUUAGGAGGUUUAAUAAAAACAAGAUGAAUCACAGCGUUGAUUUUCAGAACUGGAACUUUCUUCUUCUUCUUCUUAGUAAAACUGUCAUCACCUGAAUCGCCUGUCAGGCGCGUCGUGGAGGUCAGAGUUUAAUCUCGCAGCAGAGAGCCUGUGGGUUGCCGGUUGGGAUUCAGUGCUCCGUUGCUCAAGGACACGUGGGUACGGUGCAGACCGCUGGUGUUUUCCAGUGUUGCACCUCCGUCAGGUUUCAUUCAUGGUUUCGACAGGAAGUUGCGUGGCUGUGAUGUCAUUUGGGUCUUUUAGUUUCAUUGGUGGAACCGUUGCUUUGUGCACCUUUGUGGUUUGUGUCUGUGGUUCUGUCGUUUGAACUUGAGGAAACACUCGAACCGAUCUGAAAGAAAAAGAUCAGGUAUCAGUCAAUGAAUCAAUCAAUUAAUUGAUCAGGUCAGUCAUGGGACUAAAACACUUGACUCUGUUUGAAUAUGACCUGCAGAAUGUGGUGGAAGUUAGAGAUGAGACAAGUAAUGAAACCGUAAAAGAAGGAGACGUGUCAGUUGAAUCAUGGGAAAUGACGUUCUGUUCAAUCUCUUAGUUCCCAACCUGUGGGCCAGGGAACUUUUAUGAUGUCCCAUCGCAUCCAUAGACUGUAAAUAAAGAUGGACGUCACCCACAGGUUUCUGAAGCUCAGAGUGAGCUGCUCCACCGUCGCCAUCUUGGCAGUGUCUGACUCCGCCCCCUAACUCCUAGCUAAUCCAGAAAUGGACAAAUGGUUAUCAUUAAAAUAAGAACUGAUCUGAGAACAUAUGAAUUGUCCUCCGGACGUUGGCCGCCAACAUUUUUGAGAUUUUCAAGUGAGUCAUGAGGUGGAAAAGGUUGGGACUCUGUUGUCGUCACGACGACGACGACACUUUAGGUUAUGUUUAUGAUCCUCUUUGUUUUCAUCCACAGAGCGGGACUAACGACUCACCGACUUCCUUCGUGAGCAAGCGUGUGAGUGCGUGCGUGCGCGCGUGCAUGUGUGCGCUGAGGUGUGUGUGAGGUCAUGUCGGGCAUGACGAGCGGCGUGUGCGUGGAGAGCGACCUCUCCUCAAUGCUCCAAAGAGGCUCCGCCCCUUCCCACCAUCACCCGAACCACCAUGUCUACGGCGGCCAGGGACAGGUGUCUAGUCUGGCUCCGAUGCUGGACUACACCACGGAGAUGGACCGCUACCGUUCGUCCAUCGCCAGCUUCUACAAGACCAACGUCAACAUGAACAUGAACGUCACAAACUUCCCUCAAUCCGCCAAACUGGCCGCCCGUUUGGCAGCUGCCACCCCCAUCUUCCCCCCCACCGCCGCCAGGCUGGGCACCAUGGCGACAGCGCCGUGGGGUUGCCAUGAGAACAUGAACAUGAACGUGAACAUGAACCACCCGGCGGCCAUGUUCUGGGGCCGGCCCAAGCCUGUGGCGACAGCGCCUACGCAUCACCACCACCAUCACCACACCCCUGCAACGCAGGGUCACAUGACCACCUCACACCACCACAGUACCAGCAUGCACCACGGCGGCGGGGGGUCGGGAGGGGGGGCAGGAGGUGGCGGAGGGAGCAGUGAGGGGGGAGGAGCUGAAAAACACGGACACACUGCCUCAUCACUUCCUGUCACACAGGGAGCAGCACACCAUCACCCCAUGGCAUCUAGCAACGGGAACUUCCUCCCUGGUUACAGUGGCGGUGCGGACUGCGGCAUCAUGAACAAGCAGGGACACACCCACCCGGACAUGAUGGGCCUAUCAGAGGGCGGGAGCUGCAAUGGGGGAGGGGUGAUGGGUAGUAGCUUCCUGGGCGGGCUAGGAUUACCCCCUGGGGUCAUCGUUAUGGCGAUGGGGUCGGCAGGGGGCGGGAUCUCAGAUGCUGGCAGCGCCUUCCAGAUGACAGGCGGCCAGCGGGCGCUAACGGACUGCCAGCAGCACGCCAACUCCUCCCCCUGCCCCUCUUCCUCCUCGCCCUCGUCGUCGGGGGUGACAGCAGGGGGCGUGACCUUAUCGUCGUCAUCUUCGUCAUCGGGGGCUGUGGCAAAGAGGAAGAGGAAGCGGUGCGGCGUGUGCGGGCCGUGCAGGCGGCUCAUCAACUGCGGCGUCUGCUCAUCCUGCCGCAACAGGAAGACGGGUCACCAGAUCUGCAAGUUCAGGAAGUGCGAAGAGCUGAAGAAGAAACCAGGGGGAGGAGGGGGGGUGCUGGAGCGGCCGCCCUCCGUCCCGACCGGCGAGGCGUUUCGAUGGUUCUUCUAGCCGUCCCUCCACCAACAAGAGUUGUAGCCAGAAGCCAAACAGGAAGUCACUGUCACACAUGGACAACAAAUCUUAAGUCAACAAAGGACUAAAACUUCUUGAGAUGAACCAAAUGCUUUGCAACAGGAUUACAAUUUCACACUGUGUGGACCACAAGUUGGGACUACAGAUCCCACCUCACCCGGAACAGGGAAGCAGCUAGGCGGACAGAGGACGAGGGGACAGUUUGGUCACAGGCGAGAGGAAUCAGCCGAUCAGCUCGAUGGUUUUUCCUGAACUUGUUUUAAGGUAAAUUUUAAAACAGCUCUUGAAUAGAAACACACAGGUUGUUCAGAUGCUAGCAAGCUACAGCUAACUCACUAGAAAUGCUACCAUUCUAUCUUUAACCAUAUUAGCAUCACAGAAGGCUACAGCUAGCAGGUUAUUACAGUAUUACAGUUAUUCAUUUUGACUAUUCCAUUAUUUAUUUGUUAAUAUUAAAUUAUUCAAAUAGGUCUGUGGUGAGAGAAACAACUGACCAAUCAGAAGUUUGUAUUAAGAAUAAAGACCUAGCAACAGACUGGGAGCCAGUGCCAAAUCUUUACUUAUACUCUAUACUCUACUGUGUUUCGUCCAGCAUGAGCUAGUGUUGUAACCCCGCUACAAGAACCGGGAUCUUCAGCAGGAGCAUUUCACUUGUACUCUGUAGCACCAGUGAAUGUUAAACACCUUUUAUCAGUUUCACAUUCUCCAGGUAAACUUUCAUUCAUAUAAGAUCAGGUAAGAUAAGGUUUUGAACCAAGAAAAGUAGCUUAAGGUGUCGUAUCUGCAGCAUUUCGAUGUGUCAGAUACAAAUUUAAUCAACAUUUAAGUAAAUAUACGUAUUUCACGAGACUCAGUACCGGCAGCUACUCAAUACUUGAUCAGGAUGCCUCUACUAAUUACCAGUUUCUGACUUGUAGACAACAUUCACGUCAAAACCAGAGUCAUAAUUGUGACCGAGGAGCUAAUUUUCCGAAAAACAGAGAUGAACUUCAGCAAAAGUCCAUCAAUAAAGGUGAUAAAACCCAGAUUUAAUGGAUAAAGUGUUAAAAUGUCAAUACACAGUAUGAUUCAGGAACAUCUUGAGUUGCCGAAGGUGUGAUGACUUGCGGGUCCUCAGCACGUUCUCUCCGACAACCUUCAUCACGUGUGAUCAAACUGUCCCCUCCUUCCUCCUCUUCCUCCUCCACCUCCUCUUAGCAAACCACUCCCCCAUCGUAGCCAAACCAGGAAGAUUCAGGCCUAAACCACAGAAUCGAUUUCAGUUUGACCAAAACCGGAUGACGAGUUAACCUCAAAGGACAAACUUCACCGCAGAGGGAGUACGAACUGACCUCAGCAGGAAGUGAUCCAGGACUGUUAUUAAGGACUACAAGUUCACCGUAGUAGGACUACAAUUACCACAUCACUGUUAUCUGUCUCUUCUGUCUACCUCCUCCUCAAGAACUUUAAAGGCACCUUGAUUGAUUUUUACUGGGCUGUGUUCAUGCUGGUACGACACAAUCUGUUUCUUAACUCUCGAGAUGGUCCACAGCUGAUCUGCUCCUCAUAUAAUCUGGUGUUUAGAUUUUCUUUUUUUUUAUUUACUAGUUUACUUCACUGCCUAAAGGAGAAGUUAAACAUCUGGAUUUAUUUUACCUGUCUGGAUUUCACUGGAACGUUCUCAGGGCGCAGUCACACUUCCAUUUGGUUUUUUAUGAACUAAAGCAGACUGAAAAACACACUUUGUUGUAUUUUUGUAUUUGCAUAAAAAGCGGCAGUGGAAGGUUUAUCAUUUCAGGGGGCAGUUUAACCUUGAACAUUGGAUCUCUAUUGGCUCCUCCAGUCCCAAACAUUCAGAUUUGUAAAGUCUGUGUCUGUGAAUUCCUCACCAAGACCUUGAAGAGAGUUCAGAACCAGUUUCUCUGUUCUUGUAUCAGUGCAGGUUGUACCACAUGACGACCAACAUGAAACAACAGGAGAAUCCACUUGCAGGUUUACAGCAGCGCGGGAACUCACCUGUGGAAACCUGUGGAUUAUCUGGGACGCUCUAAGGUUCUGAGCUGAACCCUGGGACUAAAGGGAAUCAAACUGAACUGAAAGAGAUCAGAUCUUAAUAUUCCACACAAACAAUACAUGUCAUUUCCAACAGGUCUGUGUGUCUGAUUUUAAAAUGACAUACCAACAUGUGUUUCCUUUUCAACAUGUACAAAGACAUUUUGUAUAAAUUUGUGCAGCGAAUGCACAACUUUCUUGAGACGUCCUCGUAAAAUGAUUUUAAAUAUUAACGUGAUGAAUUUUGAGGAAUCUGCCCAGACUCGAUCUUUGUGGUCGGGCGUAACCGAACUGACAGCUGAUCAAAUGAGCAGCUGUAGAUUUUAAAUUCAGACUAUUUUGUUAAGGCAUUCUCCAGAUUCUCAUUCGUGGUGGACGUUGGCCACAGUGAGUCUAUGGCUCGUGUUAGCUUUGCACUCUUUACACACUUUUGCAACAAGGACUUGAACCCUUUACUAUACGUUCAGACCGAAAGUGGCAAGAAUGUCAAACUGACCAGAAGUCAGAAAUUCAUUUUCUAUGUGAGCCAGCGAGCAGCGGCGUGACUGUUGGCGGCACGUCUUGUGCGGUGUGGGCAUUAGAAAAAUUUGAAGUCCAGGCAACUGUAUGGUAAUGAGCUAUGACAUUGUUCAGCAGCAACCAAUCAAAAUGUAGAAGCGCUCUGCUCUAGAGAAACAGGAGGGAAGGAAUUCCAUGCUAACUAGCAUCAUAGCAUGCAAAACCGUGUUGAUCUGAAUCAGUUGUUAACGUUAACAACGCUAAUUUAAGAUUUUCAUCUUGCAAACUUAGACCAUACUAGUUGUCAGUUGGUAAUAAUAUACUGACAAACUGCUGCAAGCUGCUAUAACCAGGAAGUAGAUGGUCUCCUCUGCAGUAAAUCCUCUGAAGGAGGAGCAGCAAAUACAGUUGUAGCAUUAAAAUAGAGAAUGUAAGUGAACAACAGCUGCAAAGACAACAAGGUCAGUAACACUGUCAUUCAUUAUCAUGUUGUAUUCACCACUGGUGCCAAUCAGGAGAGGCCGUGGGUGUGACCUCAUCGUUUCCAAACGUCUCGGUUUCUGUCCGUCCAGACUACAACACAACCCAAGAGUUUUCAACCUAGAACGAGUCCAGCAGAGUUUCUAAAAGUCUGUUUUAGGCCCUUGAAAACUCCAGAGUCGUGUGGACAGCAGGAGUAAACGUAGCUAAAGAGACGUUUCUAAACUAAAGUGUAGUAGCGUAGACGUAGCCUCAGUUUGAAGGACAAAGCAUUCCAAACAAACUUGCUAGAGGUGUAUUUUAUCUACGUUAUCGACCUCAGAGCGCCCACGAACUUCAACAGCAUCCUACGAGGGAAAAGCAGAGCGAAUUGUCUUGCUCUCGCUGCUUUCGGUCUGAACGUUCGGGUCCAGCUUCUCAAAUAUUGAUGAUUUUUUACAUUCAUCAUUUAAAUACUUCCCUCUGAGUCGGAACAAAAGUAAACACAGGAAGUAGCCAUGUUUGCUAGCUGCAUCGGGAUUUAGAUCCAGCGCAAGUUGUCUGCUGAUUUAAUCACAAAGCCCCCAUCCACAGACCUUGUUGUAAUGAGUUUUUCCUCAUUGGUCUGUGGCUGUUUGGCAUAAACUGGACGUAGUUUCUGGAAAGUUGGACUUUGCUGAUGAGUUUGUCAAAUGUAAUUCAUCGCUGCUCAAAGCAACACGGUUUUUGUUUCAGAAGAAAAUGUCUUGACUAUUAUAUGUCAAAUAUAUUCACACACAAUGUUCCAUUAAAUCUGGUUCAUUCAUGAAUGAAUCCUGAUGACGUCUUUGAUCCACUGACGAUUCAUCGUGUCAAACUUUGCACUCACGGACAUGUUGGAAAUAUCCUUUUUGUUUUAAUUUUAUUUCUGUUUGUUUGUUUCAGUUUUUGAGUAUCAUGAGGAAAAUGUUCCUAAAAUCAAACGUCCCCUUUUUCAGAGGGUGGGGCGAUGAGGGAGGAGGGGGACGUUGGUUUUGUGUGUCUGUCCUCCUCCUCAUGUAUUCUGUCUCUGUGACCUCCUCGUGCUGAAUUAUAAUAAAGCAUUUCAAAGAUUA
Molecule: messenger RNA, 6757 nt
Organism: Seriola aureovittata
Lineage: Eukaryota; Metazoa; Chordata; Actinopteri; Carangiformes; Carangidae
Product: CXXC-type zinc finger protein 5-like
Exons: 3
Coding region: 1425-2651 (408 amino acids)
Cellular component (GO): nucleus
Molecular function (GO): methyl-CpG binding; zinc ion binding
Source: RefSeq, a predicted model, not a curated record